AAGCCUGUAGGGGGCAGUAGAGAGCGAACUUGGGAAUCGAACAAUAAUAGAAAUAUGGCGUGUUAGCUAAACCUGCUACGUUAGAGUCAUUUAUCCCUCGAUACUUUAAAGAAAUGAAAUUGUACUGUUUGUCAGGUCAUCCUACAUUGCCUUGCAAUGUGCUCAAGUUCAAGUCCACCACUAUCAUGCUGGACUGUGGACUGGACACUACAUCUGUCCUCAACUUCCUGCCUCUUCCUCUUGUGCACAGUCCCAGACUCUCCAAGCUCCCUGGCUGGAUUUCAAAGGAUGGAACAAUAAAUUUGGAAAAGGAGCUAAAGGAAUGUGCCGGAAGAGUAUUUGUGGACUCGCAGCCUGAGUUUUGUCUACCUGAGAAAGAGUUAUUGGAUUUGUCAACAAUUGAUGUCAUCCUUAUCUCCAACUACCACUGCAUGAUGGCCCUGCCAUACAUCACUGAACACACUGGCUUCACAGGGACCGUGUACGCCACAGAGCCCACCUUACAGAUCGGGAGACUGCUGAUGGAAGAGCUGGUGAACUUCAUGGAGAGGGUUCCUAAAGCUCAGAGUGCCACCUCAUGGAAAAAUAAAGACAUGCAAAGGCUGCUUCCGGGGCCGCUGAAGGAUGCGGUUGACGUGUGGACGUGGAAACGAUGCUACGGCAUCCAGGAGGUUAACUCAGCCCUCAGCAGAGUGCAGCUCGUGGGUUAUUCCCAGAAAGUGGAGCUGUUUGGAGCUGUGCAGGUCUCCCCGUUAAGCUCUGGCUACUCACUAGGAAGCUCCAACUGGAUCAUCCAGUCCCAUCAUGAGAAAGUGGCGUACGUGUCGGGUUCAUCGCUGCUCACCACACACCCACAGCCGAUGGACCAGAGCUCCUUAAAGAACAGCGAUGUUCUCAUUCUGACUGGGCUCACCCAGAUGCCCACAGCCAACCCAGAUGGCAUGCUGGGAGAAUUCUGCAGUAACCUGGCCAUGACGAUCCGGGCGGGAGGAAACGUGUUGGUGCCCUGCUACUCCUCUGGAGUCAUUUAUGACCUCUUGGAGUGUCUGUACCAGUUCAUCGACAGCGCAAACCUGGGGACCACGCCCUUCUACUUCAUCUCCCCUGUAGCCAACAGCUCGCUGGAGUUCUCUCAGAUCUUUGCAGAGUGGCUUUGCCAUAACAAGCAAACAAAGGUUUAUCUCCCAGAGCCUCCGUUUCCACAUGCAGAGCUGAUUCAGACCAACAAGCUGAAGCACUACCCCAGCAUCCAUGGAGAUUUCAGCAGCGACUUCCGGCAGCCCUGCGUGGUUUUCACUGGCCAUCCCUCCCUCCGCUUCGGGGAUGUAGUUCACUUCAUGGAGCUGUGGGGCAAAUCCGGCCUGAACACCAUCAUAUUCACAGAGCCGGAUUUCUCAUACCUAGACGCUUUGGCUCCAUACCAGCCGUUGGCCAUGAAGUGUGUGUACUGUCCCAUCGACACGAGACUCAACUUCCACCAGGUGGCCAAGCUGCUUAAGGAGGUUCAGCCCCUCCAUGUGGUGUGUCCGGAGCAGUACACCCAGCCUCCCAUGACCCAGUCCCACCGCUCAGACCUGAUGCUGGAGCUGCAGCCCCCCCCUAUGCCCUACAGACGCUGCUCAGUCCUCAACCUGCCCUUCAGACGCCGCUACGAGCGCGUCUACAUCCUGCCGGAGCUGGCCCACUCACUUGUUCCCACUGAGGUGAAACCUGGCGUUUCCAUAGCAACCGUGUCUGCAGUGCUGCACUCAAAGGACAAUAAACACACCUUACAGUCGGUGCCCAAACCCCCUCCUGUGCCCCCCACCAAGAAAAGGAAACGGGUGAUGGAGGAGCCCCCGGUGGCCCCCAAACCGCUGCUGAGUGGCGCUGUGCCCCUGGAAGCCUUCCUAGCCACAUUACAAAUGCACGGCAUCACAGAGGUUAAAGUGGAAGAGACGGCGGACGGUCACAUUCUCCACCUGCAGGCGGAGGACACCCUGAUCCAGCUGGAGGAGGACGGGACGCACAUCGUCUGCGACAACAAUGAGCCGCUGCGCACAACGCUGCGAGACCUGGUCCUGCGGUUCCUGCAGAAACUCUGAGGGCUCUGUGAGCUGCUGUCCUCCUGCACUGUUGGUGUACAGCAACAGGAGGAGGCAGCAAAGCAGCCACUGUGUCCGGUUGGUUUCGAAAAAGGCGUUGCUUCUUGCAGAAAGGGAUGGAGUUCUUCCCCCUGGAGGCAGUGCAUUUGGAAGGUUUCCAGUGUCGACAUUCUGUGAUGUAACUGGCAGCUUAAUCAUGACCUUUGUUUUGAUGCAGGAGAUUGAGGGCCAGGUUUGUUCAUGAUGAACGUUAAUAAGAAAAAAAAGUGUGUUUGGAUCCAAAUACAAAUGGGUUUCUCCCAACUAACCAAUGAUUCAAGCACUCUGGACUCUUUCUGUGUUUGUAUUUUGAUAGACCAUGUGAUUCAGCCUUUCUACUGAGUCGAACUUUCUGUAAUCAUUUGAAUGUGGGUGAGGAUUUCUUCCAUUAAGCCUAUCCUCAACUUCUUACAUUAAAACAGAUUUUUUCUUUUUUUUUACUUGGAGUCUUUCUCUGCAUCCAGAAGGGCAGAGCGGAUGCCCAGCUUCUUCAGUUCAUCAACUAGAUCUCCGUUUUGAUGCAUCUGGAGCAAGAUGUCGCAGCCUCCCACAAACUCCCCCUGGAAGUAGACCUGAGGGAUCGUGGGCCAGUUGGAGAAGACUUUGAUUCCUGAAAGCAGAGGGAAAACUUAGGAAUCCAGAGAGAGUGGACAACUGUUGACCAGCAUGGCAAUCUAGACUUCAAUACUUUUAGAGAUGGUAUAGAUUUGUUUUAAUGUAUUUUUUGCUGCUUAUAUAUAUCCAGCUGUGACAGUUUGUCUUGAAGCACCACACCCUGCUGCAAGACACUGAUAACAGAUGGAUACAAAUAAAGGUUGUUUUGAAUAGACAAUGUUUAGAACCAUUUAACCAAGUACCAACAAAGUAAGAAUAAAGUACACACUAAAAAAGAA
Oryzias latipes (Japanese medaka) is the source of this 3016-nucleotide messenger RNA. RefSeq names its product integrator complex subunit 9 (gene ints9). Gene Ontology annotation, cellular component: integrator complex. The record is from RefSeq and is a predicted model, not a curated record. Gene Ontology annotation, biological process: snRNA 3'-end processing. Lineage: Eukaryota; Metazoa; Chordata; Actinopteri; Beloniformes; Adrianichthyidae.